UAAAUAUGCAGAAGGGAUGGAGCCCAAAUAGCGGACACAUGGGGCCAGGGCUGGCGGGGGUCGAAGAUCUGGAGCUGGGCCCCCGUCGCCGCGGCCGCGCCAGCGGUGCCAAGACCGGGCGGGCGGCGCCGGCGCACUCCGGGCACCGAACCUGCAAAAGGGGACCCGGGCGGGCGGCCGGACACCUCGCAGACGGCGGACAGCGGGCGCUGCAGCCGCCGCCCCGGCCCUCCCCUGCCGCCCCGCCGCCCGUCAUCGCCACGCCCGGCCCCAACCCACCGGGCCCCGGCCCCGAGCCCCGGAGGCGCCUGCUCUCCCCGGCCUCGCGGCCCGACUGCAUGGAGGCCGGCGCGGCACCCCGACCGGCCGAGCCCGCCGCGGCGCGGGAAGCCGCCGCCCGUCACGGCGAGGGCAGGAAGAAGAUGGCGGCGGCCGUGGCGGCGGCAGCCUCACACGGACCGCUGACGCCAAUGGCGCGCGCCGCUCGUCUGGCCGCGGAAGGCAGCGGCGGCGGCGGCCCGGGCUCCGGCGAGGGGCGGGGCGAGGCGGGGAGGGGGCCGGCCGGAGGCGGGGGCCGGGCCGGGCUCUGGAGGCAGGCGGCGGGGACGGUUUGUUGUGCUCGGAACAUGGCGGGCGUCGGCGACGCGGCUGCCCCGGGAGAAGGCGGCGGUGGCGGCGCGGGCGGCCGGGAGCGGGACGGCCGUGGCGAGACGGAACAGCCGGGCGGCAGCGGCGGCCACGGGCCCCCGCCGGCGCCUCAGCACACGGAGACGCUGGGCUUCUACGAGAGCGACCGGCGGCGGGAGAAGCGCCGUGGCCGCGCAGAGCUUUCAUUGUUGAGGUUCCUAAGUGCUGAACUAACAAGAGGGUACUUCCUCGAACAUAACGAGGCCAAGUAUACAGAAAGAAGAGAAAGAGUAUACACUUGUAUGCGAAUACCGCGAGAAUUGGAAAAGCUCAUGUUUUUUGGAAUCUUUCUGUGCCUGGAUGCAUUUUUGUAUGUGUUCACCCUGCUUCCUUUAAGAGUUUUCCUGGCAUUAUUCAGGCUCCUCACUUUGCCUUGCUAUGGCUUAAGGGAUAGACGUUUGCUUCAGCCUGCCCAGGUGUGUGACAUUUUGAAGGGUGUCAUUUUGGUAAUCUGCUAUUUUAUGAUGCACUAUGUUGACUACUCCAUGAUGUACCACCUGAUAAGGGGGCAGUCAGUCAUCAAGCUCUAUAUCAUCUACAACAUGCUGGAGGUUGCUGAUCGUCUGUUUUCAUCUUUUGGACAAGAUAUAUUAGAUGCUCUCUAUUGGACAGCAACAGAACCUAAAGAAAGAAAAAGAGCCCAUAUUGGGGUGAUUCCUCACUUUUUCAUGGCCGUUCUCUAUGUCUUUUUGCAUGCAAUUCUUAUAAUGGUUCAAGCAACAACUCUCAAUGUAGCUUUUAACUCACACAACAAGUCACUGCUUACUAUCAUGAUGUCUAAUAAUUUUGUUGAAAUUAAAGGAAGUGUUUUCAAGAAGUUUGAAAAGAACAAUCUCUUUCAAAUGUCAAAUAGUGAUAUUAAGGAACGGUUCACAAAUUAUGUGCUUUUGCUAAUAGUGUGUCUAAGAAACAUGGAACAGUUUUCUUGGAAUCCAGAUCAUCUCUGGGUAUUGUUUCCAGAUGUCUGUAUGGUGAUUGCAUCAGAAAUUGCUGUGGAUAUUGUAAAACAUGCCUUUAUCACCAAGUUCAAUGACAUUACAGCCGAUGUCUACAGUGAAUACAGAGCCAGCCUUGCUUUUGACCUUGUUAGCAGCCGACAGAAAAAUGCUUAUACUGAUUACAGUGAUUCGGUAGCACGGAGAAUGGGCUUUAUUCCUCUCCCAUUAGCUGUUUUACUCAUCAGAGUUGUAACAAGUUCAAUUAAAGUGCAAGGAAUCCUGUCUUAUGCCUGUGUCAUACUCUUCUAUUUUGGGUUGAUAUCCCUGAAAGUACUUAAUAGCAUCGUGCUGUUGGGGAAAUCAUGCCAAUAUGUGAAGGAAGCCAAAAUGGAAGAAAAGUUGUUUAAUCCUCCCCCAACCAGCAUGCCAGGCAAACCAUCCAGUAAAUCACAAAGCAAAUGUAAAUCCUCUCAAGGCCUGUCCACGGAAGAAAACCUGUCUGCUUCAGUCACCAGCCAGCCUGUUCAUCAAAAGGAAAAUGUUAUACCGUUACUUGUGACAAGCAGUUCUGAUCAGUUUCUGACAACUCCAGAUGGUGAUGAGAAGGACAUAACGCAGGAAAAUUCUGAAUUAAAACACAGGUCCUCAAAGAAAGAUUUGUUAGAGAUAGACAGGUUCACAAUUUGCGGAAACCGAAUUGACUGAAUUGUGUGGCUCCAUGUGGUCGUGGGGCAGCAAGUGCUAUGCUGCCAGGGUGGACAGAUACUAAAAAUGCACUUAAAUAUUUAUUUAAAAACUUAAAUUAUUAAUGGCAAGCAACUCUAGUAUCUUUCUUCCAAUAAUGUGGUCUGGCUGAAGGUCAGAUCAUGGAACAGCAGCAGCCUCCAGCCUUGACUCUCUGGGAAACUUGAUGGAUUAUGAAACUUUCUACUGCUUGGCCAAGCAGCAGCGUCACUUCCGGGACCUGAGUGAAGCAAGAUGAAAAUCUCUUUUGCUUUGUCAGUUUGAGCUUCCAGAAUGUUGAAUUUUGCCUCAAGGCCUUGUCAGUGUAAGGAUAUACCUGGAAAACUGUGGAGCUUUUACCAUGAUAUUACCUUUCCAGUCUCAUACUAUUUUCACAGCUUUCAAACUUUACUUCAUCUGUCAAAGCAUUAAAAAAAUUACUAAAUAUAUGUCAAGAUAAAUGUUCUUACCACCAGAAUAAUCCUUGAAGUUGUACCAGAAUUAAUCAGAAUAAAAGGCUACCUUAAAUAAGAUAUGAUGAAUAGUAGCAUUUAUAGAAAACAAACAAAAAAAACCCUAAGCCAGUUCAUUUAUUUUAAAAAGUUCAUUAAUGAAGGUUAUGCAUCACUGAGAAAAUGUUUCAUAAUUUUUCAGUUUAUUCUUUAAAGCGAAAUGUGAGCUGUGUGUCAUUUAAUUGCAGUGGGUGAAAUAAAAAUUUCAUUACAAAAAGGUACUUUUUAUAUUGAAAAAAGCAGAGCAGUGUUAACUUUAAGGUAUACUUAACUGGUUUUGCUUUAAAACUAAUUGCUUCAUAAAUUAUUACAGCUAAAAGGAUUUGGUAUUUAAUAGGCUGAAAAUUGUCAAUGUACAAAAUUCAAAACUGUCCACUUUAGCUGAAUUUGUUUAAGUAUCAGUUUUAAAGUAAAUAUUCCAAGUGGAUUGGGCAGCAUCAUCUUGCUUGGGCUUAUAAAAUGUGUUGGUCCUGUUUGGAUAUCCUGUGCUGGGGUGUGACAGGCCCGUGACAUUGGUAGAGGACCUUGUGUGAAGUCAAUAGGGGUAUUUGAGACGUGGGGGUGGCUAUUUGUGUGUGGAUGUUGGGAACAGCAACCAAAAAGUGCUUUUUGGUUUUGUUUGAGAUCAAGAUUCCAUUUCUGCUUAAUUAUUGGUCUGUGGCCUGCAUCAUAGGACAAGUUAUUCACCCCAUUUUAUCUUGGGAAUCCGUUCUGCGUCUCUAUAAAAAUUUUACAACUUCAUGUAUAAACACUUCUCAUUUCAAAAUUGUCUAGAAGAUGGUAAUAUUAACUGUUAUUUCCUUUGAUGUUUUGAUUUUGAAGUUCAGCUCUUGUGCCGAUAUUUCAGGCAUGUAUGUGCAGAAGGCAAAUUUUAUGUGAUUUGUUUAUUUCCUGGGUGAAAUAUAAUGCGAGCUUUAAUGCUUUGGCAUGUUCACUUGAAAUCCAAAAGUGAAUUUUAAUGUUUUGCAUUAACUGAAGAAAUCUGAAAAUUGAUGUUGAGGAAACUGUACAGACAUGCCUUAUGAAACCAGGAAAUAUUUUAAGUUAAAAAUGCAAUUUUUAAUUGCUUCGUGUAUGUUUCAGUGGAGCCGAAUUUAGAAUUAUUUUUUCCAUCUCCUUUUCAACAGUGAAAGGAAUAGUGUCCGUGGUCAAUGGAAAUAUGACUAGUUUGUGGACAGCUUUGCCAAACAUAGCCCUGAUCAGAGCAAGAACAUGGUUUGGACAUAUCUUUCAAUCCUGCUUGACUUACUCUGUUAUUGUGCUGUCAUUUGCGGAAGAUUUUCAUUUCCUUUGCAGAUGCUGUUGGGAAUUCAGGAUGAUGUUCAUUUCUUCUGUUAUAAUGGCAUUCAGUACUAAUUUUAUAAGUGCAUCUUGUGUGAACCUCAAUAAAUUCAAUUUUGUAAUCUUUUUUAAAAAGGUCACUGAAUUUAUUUUAAGAAUGUUUACUGCUGCAUUUGGUGGAGUGGAUUUCCCUCUCUGUAAUAAGAAUUUAUUUUUAAUUUACAAGUAAUCUUAAUUUGAAUUAUUCUUUUGUUUUUAAUGGUGACAAAAUGUUUAAUUCUGUCUUUGAAAAAAUAGACAGGCCUUGAUCACAGACCAUUUAAUAUCUCUCAACAAAUGAAGGUAUUUGCAUUUUACAGGUGUUUUGAAUAUUACACAGUGUGUUUUUUUUUCACACCUGGGAGUCAAAUUCAAGACAGUGCUUUGUUUAAAAAAAAAACCUAAUUAAGGCAAAAAAUAGGUCAGACCCCUAAUAGCUUUUUCUCUGGGAGAGAAGUGUAAAUACCAAGUGACACUUAUGAGCUUGUACAGACUUCCUUGUGGACUUUGGCCAGUGUUUAGAUUUUAUAUUCAUUAUACAUAAACAUGAAAGAAAUUUGCUAUACUUAGAUCCUCUAAAUAUAUCCUGCCACUCCUGAUAACAUGGCAGAGGAAGAGAUAAAUUCACAAAAUAAUUUAAAAUCACUACAUUUUGAUAACAAAGAUUUGAUACCUCCUGUGUGUCAAGAACUGUUCUACAGGGUGAGAUCAGCAAUAAACAAGGUAAAGUCCCUGCUCUUCUGGGGAAGACCAAGAGUAACAAGUCAAUGAAAUAAUGUCUACUGGUCACACAUUGUCCCAUGACCAAAUGAUCUC
Messenger RNA from Cynocephalus volans (Philippine flying lemur), 4996 nucleotides. RefSeq names its product transmembrane anterior posterior transformation 1 (gene TAPT1). The coding region runs from base 6 to 2330 and encodes 774 amino acids. The transcript is spliced from 14 exons. Gene Ontology annotation, biological process: positive regulation of cilium assembly. Gene Ontology annotation, cellular component: endoplasmic reticulum membrane; ciliary basal body. Lineage: Eukaryota; Metazoa; Chordata; Mammalia; Dermoptera; Cynocephalidae. The record is from RefSeq and is a predicted model, not a curated record.